AUGGAGAAGUGGAAUAAAUUUUCCAAUCAACAGGAGGAAGCUGAUAACUGCUCAGAAUCUGUGAAAUUUGAUGCUCACUCAAUGACAGCUUUGAUUCCUCUGAAUCCUAAAAAUGGCCCUGCUCUUCAAGAGAAACUGAAGUCUUUCAAAACUGCAUUGAUUGUCCUUUAUCUCCUUGUGUUUGCACUUCUCAUACCUAUCAUUGGAAUACUGGCAGCUCAACUCCUGAAGUGGGAAAUGAAAAAUUGCACAAUUUGUUCAAUUAAUACAAAUGAUAUCUCUCAAAAUAUCACGGGAAAAGGAAAUGACAGUGAAGAUGAAAUGAGAUUUCGAGAAGUUAUGGAAUUCAUGAGCACCAUGGAGAAGAAAAUCCAUUAUAUUUCAGAUAUGGAAACCAACCUCAUAGACUUGGAGCAUUUCCAAAAUUUCAGUGUGAUCACUGAUCAAAGAUUUAAUGAUGUUCUUUUCCAGCUGAAUACCUUAGUUUCUUCACUGCAUGGGCAUGGAAAUGCAACAGAUGAAAUCUCCAAGUCCUUAAUGAGUCUGAAUAUCACAUUGCUUGAUUUACAGCUCAAUAUAGAAACACUGAAUGGCAAAGUACAAGAUAAUACACUUAAGCAACAAGAGGAAAUCAGAAAAUUAGAGGAGCGUGUGUACAAUAUGUCAGCAGAAAUCAAGUCUAUGAAAGAAGAACAAGUGCGUUUGGAACAGGAAAUAAAAGGAGAAGUGAAACUAUUGAAUAACAUCACUAAUGAUCUCAGACUGAAAGACUGGGAACAUUCUCAGACACUAAGAAAUAUUACUUUAAUUCAAGGUCCUCCUGGACCCCCAGGUGAAAAAGGAGAUCGAGGUCUUACUGGGACUAGUGGCCCACAAGGAAUUCCAGGUCCAGUAGGACCUCCAGGUAUUAAAGGUGAUCGAGGAGCAAUUGGCUUUCCUGGAAGUCGAGGAUUGCCAGGUGCACCUGGGAGAUCAGGGCGGCAAGGUAAUCCUGGGCAAAAAGGCCAGAAAGGGGAAAAAGGAAGUGGGAGUACACAAAGUAAGUUUUCAAUUCUUGUUUUCUGCAUGCAUUUUUCAGUACAUGUGUGA
This is a messenger RNA of Orycteropus afer afer, 1089 nucleotides long. It is a transcript of the gene MSR1, whose product is annotated as macrophage scavenger receptor 1. Gene Ontology annotation, cellular component: membrane. Lineage: Eukaryota; Metazoa; Chordata; Mammalia; Tubulidentata; Orycteropodidae. The record is from RefSeq and is a predicted model, not a curated record. Gene Ontology annotation, molecular function: scavenger receptor activity. Gene Ontology annotation, biological process: receptor-mediated endocytosis.